GACACUACACAGGCGCUGCAGCCUGGAGGAGUUUUCAGAGUUCAAGGUUUUGUUUUCGUGACAUCUUUGAGUUGGCACAACCACUGGAUUAAAAGAAGGGCUGGACGACGUGUUUUUGCGACGGAAAGCCCUAAUUACCACACACAAGAUGCUGAACAUGUGGAAAGUUAGAGAACUGGUUGAUAAAGCAACCAAUGUUGUCAUGAACUAUUCAGAAAUUGAAUCUAAGGUUCGAGAGGCCACAAAUGAUGACCCAUGGGGGCCCUCUGGCCAAUUAAUGGGAGAGAUAGCCAAAGCCACGUUCAUGUUUGAACAGUUUCCAGAAGUCAUGAACAUGCUGUGGUUCCGAAUGCUAAAAGACAACAAGAAAAACUGGAGGAGGGUUUACAAGUCUCUACUUCUGCUGGCAUACCUGGUACGAAACGGAUCAGAGCGGGUAGUCACCAGUGCCAGAGAACACUUGUAUGAUCUGCGUUCCAUUGAGAGCUAUCACUGCAUAGAUGAAAACGGGAAAGACCAAGGUGUCAACGUGCGGCAGAAAGUGAAGGAGAUGGUGGAGUUUGUGCAGGAUGACGACAGGCUUCGAGAGGAAAGGAAGAAGGCCAAGAAGAACAGAGACAAAUACAUCGGCGUGUCCUCUGACAGCAUGGGGGGCUUCAGAUACGGAGACAAGUACGAGUCGCGCUCCAAGUGGGACGAUGACUGGGAAGGCAAUAAAGGUGCCUUUCCCUUCAGCGAGAAACUGGGAGAAAUCAGCGACAAGAUUGGCAGCACCAUCGAUGACACCAUCAACAAGUUCCGCAAGAAAGACAGAGAUGACUCACCCGACAGAUUCAGUGAGUCCGAGGAGGACAAAAAUCGUGAAGCCUACAACGGGAAGUCAGGCAGGAGUGAGUUCAAAGAUGAGGAAGAGACGGUAACCACCAAAAGUUUUAAAAUUCUUCAGGCCACAGAAACUACUGCCACACGAAAGAGAGGCGCCAUCCCCUCAAAAACUAUAGACCUGGGAGCCGCUGCCCAUUACACCGGAGAUAGACUUGCUGCUAACACAAAUGUCAGCAAGAUAGCAGAGUCAGGUGUGGGCCAGCCUGCUGGUGGCCUGGUGGACCUGUUCGGGGCAGAUCCUGGUCCCGCACAGCCAGCCUCUAGAGGUUUAGGCUCAGACCUAAUUGGAGGUUUUGCUGAUUUCUCUUCGCCUGCAGCUACAGCCAGUCUUCCUUCAGCACCUGCGCCCAGUGGUCAUGGGGACUUUGGGAACUGGAACAUUUUCUCAGAAGGCCAGGCAGCCACGCCUGCCACUCAGCCUGCGAACCCUGCAGACAGAGACCUGUUUGGCAGCCUGCCACCUGCCCCUGCACACUCCCACACCUCAGGCACCACAACACCUUCUGCAGACCUCUUCGGCCUUAUGGGUCCAUCUCUCGCUACCAGCAUCAGCGCAUCCCAAAGCAUGAACUUCUCCAUGAGCAGCAUUCAGAACAUCAGCCUGCCCAUGUCCAAAUCACAGCCUCUGCAGAGCAUGGGGACGCCACUGUUACCGCAGCAGCCUGAGGCCCAGAGGCAAGACGCCAAGCCCGUCAUGCCCUCCACCUGGUCCGACUCCAGCGUCAACAUCAGUCUGGACUACCUGGGUCCUGGCAUGCAACCCCCUAAGCCAACACAGCCCACGCUCAACAUGAUGCAGCAGCAAGGAGUCCCUGUCAACAUGAUGGCACAAGGCUUUGCCGGCAUGAACCUGGGCAUGCAGUCUGGCCCUGCCCCCAUCCGGCCCGUCGCCAGUCCCACGAUGGGAAACCUGGGGAUGCAGCCUGCCAUGGCAGGAGGUGCUAUGGGCAUGGCUCCCAUGGGAAGCAUGCCACUCGGCCAGGGCAUGAUGGGAAUGAACAUGGGCGUGCCUGCAGUCGGUAUGGGAAUGCCAGGCACUGUGGGCAUGGGGAUGAGAAUGCCAAUGCCAGUCAUGGGCAUGGGCUCUGCCAUGGUACAGCCAAAGCAAGAUGCCUUUGCUGAUUUUGCCAACUUUGGGAAAUGAACGGAAGAGCCAUAGGUGUAAUGCUAGGACAAUCUUUCUGGAAGGUGUGAUCGUGUGAGGUUGAGAGGUUAUUAAAGAGCUGCAAACAAAGAAUACUUGAAAGAUGUCAGUUAUGCCCGCCCAGAAUUCCCUGGUUACUUAAACAAUACUGAUGAUGUAGUGAGUUGCAUAUGCUAUGUUCUUCUAAUCAGUCUGGCCAAGGAGCUAUGAUGAGAAUGGUUAGUUUGUUUUGUAUGAGAGAGUAAUGUUUGCACAGAUAUCUUCCAUUUAAGUAUGACAUUGCUUUAAGUCUCAAAAGUGAUCAAUUCAGGAUGACCUAAAAGAAUGUGAUGACAAUGACUAGCCCUAGUCCACUGUAACCUUAACCAGUUCUAAAUUUGUAACAUGCACCCAGACUAUUACGUUUGUUUUAUCUUGUUUGAAUUAUCUUACAAGAAGUUACCUAAAGUCCUUGCCAAUCUCAUAUAGAUUAACUUGUACUUGUACCUUGUAAAUAUUACAAACAGACAAUAAGUUAUUUAAAUACAUAAUUAUAAAUGAAGAAUAAUAUUAAUGGGGCCCUUUGAUAUGAAUCAGUGCUGAAGUUCUUUGCUAUAUAGACUUUAUAUUUGUCUAAAUAUCCAUUCUGAUGUGGUGUGUCGUGAUUUUGUCCAGCAAGAGAGUGAAAAUCCUGUUCAGCAACCACCGUGGCCUUUGGGAUGGGUAUAUUUUUUUAGAAAUCUGAUCUGUUUUGCAUCUUUACGUAAAUGUACAUUGAGCACAGAGACUGGUCAUUCAGUGUCCUUACACACAAGGUGCCUAUCAACCUGUUGCCUGUAUCUUUUUCUCUUCAAACAUUCUUAAUAUGAGAAUAAGACAACAUGAAUAUACAGUAUUUAUUAAAGGUACUGUAGUAAAUACAGUGGUGUAUAUUUAUGCACACGUUUUUAUAUUUGCCCCCAGCACCCUCUCUUCUGUGCAUGGCUGGUUUAUAAUGUCACUGUAACAUUUUUGUUCGCUUGUUUGGUUGGGGUUUUUUUUUUUUUUAAAUUUAUUUUUAUUUUUUAUAUAUAUACAUGUUCUCUCAACCUAAUGUGAGUCAUUUUUUAAUGCAUUAAUGCAAGCCAGGACAUGGUGAGUGAGUUGUAUGAGGCUACAUGCUGAGAUAAGUGAAGAACGCCACACCAUGCAGUUUUGCUUCCAGAGUGAACUGUUGAGUUCUUAGCACCAUCGUAUUGUCAGGAGCAUCUGUGUCUUUCAUCCGUUUGCGCUGACGCCCACUAAACCCUAAGCCUUCCACCUCACUCAGAAGCACUGCAUGUACACACAAGUGACCAAAUUCUGCCUUCUCUUCAUUUUUUCCUAAGGAAUUAGGUUUUUUAGUAAGACUCAUCAGACUAUAUAUGUUAAAUCAUGGUGUAAUGUGUGAUGGAAUUAUGGAUCAUUACUGAAAAACACUAUACUAUUAUGCAAAUCUAAAAUGACCAACAAAAUGCCCUUCUUUCUAAGUGUAUGUAUUCAGACUCAUACACUGACUUGAUUGUACCCUGAUAUUCUUUAUGUAAGACAUUAAAGAGCUGAUUUUUAAUUGAA
Messenger RNA from Electrophorus electricus (electric eel), 3601 nucleotides. RefSeq names its product clathrin interactor 1a (gene clint1a). Gene Ontology annotation, biological process: endocytosis. Lineage: Eukaryota; Metazoa; Chordata; Actinopteri; Gymnotiformes; Gymnotidae. Gene Ontology annotation, cellular component: endosome; clathrin vesicle coat; plasma membrane. Gene Ontology annotation, molecular function: clathrin binding; phospholipid binding. The record is from RefSeq and is a predicted model, not a curated record.